AUGCGGAAGCGAAGACCACGCUCUACCUCGACGCGAUCAGGUGGACCGGGGGGAUGCCGCCGUCUGGGUGGUGUCUGCCGUCAAGAAAAGGCGGAGAAGAGGCAAUCACCGCUGGCGCCUUCGCUGGCUGAACGGCCUGCGAACACAAACAGGCUUUCACAACAUGAUUGCAGAAACCAUGAGCGCGAAAGGAGGUCGCAACCGGCGUUGUGGAAUGACUUAAGUCAUCCAUCUGCUUCUUGUCCUUCCUUGCACCAGUUGCAGGACCAACCUGUGUUCUGCUUGCCGCACUACCGAUGGUCGCCGCUGCAUACAUCCUACGCUCAAGAUGUGGUGCGGGAGCAUGAGGCUGUUAUUCGAUGGUACGAGGAGAAGCUCCGACCAUGUGACGUAAAAAUAGACGAUGAAUUUGCAGUUGCGUGGCUUGCAACAGCAAGGUCUAGACGUGAUGCGCUGCUCAAUUUUGUACAAGAGCAUCGCUCGUUGUAUGGCUCUUUAGACGCAGAAAAACUACAAGAGAUGGAGGUAUGUCUGCUUCGGCUCUCGCUAUGUGUGAAGAGGGCGGAGCAAAAUUGGAAUUUAGGCUCAUUCAUUUCUUCUUUAGGCACGCCACUGGGGAAUUCUAGAAUGGCACCUCAACAGGCUGUGGCGCGGGAGAAGCACAUUAGCUUUGCAAGACCUUUAUCCCAUUUUUUUUCUUCCGCACCAUUGACUGAAAAUGAAGAUCCAUUGUGUGGUUUAGCAUGCCCCUUUUCUGCAGAAGGGAAUACUGCGGAUGGAGAUGGAAACUCUACGGAUGCCCCGUACACAGGAAGGACCAGUGGCGUCUAUUACGGUAAUAUUUCUUCUUCACCAACGGUGGUUAACGCAGUUUCUUCUUUGGAGUAUAUUCAUGAAGACGAAGCAAACACUUCAUCGUGGCAAAAAGAGAAACACGGACAGUGGUUGAGUGGCGUAAUUGCUACUGAGAACGGAGCCGAAAAUGUGAAGACUGCCGUUUCCUUUCCGUACGGGUCUCUGCCGUCUUUCUUCUUCGCGUCUGGUCCAGGUGGGUGGCGGCGGAGAGAACUGCAGGGCCUGUGGAUCUUUUUGUUGUACAUUUUUUUGCUUACCACAUGCUGUUUGCUUCUUUUCCUGGCUGCUUUCUGGCGGUGGUCAUAG
Messenger RNA from Trypanosoma cruzi, 1161 nucleotides. RefSeq lists its product as uncharacterized. The transcript has a single exon. Lineage: Eukaryota; Euglenozoa; Kinetoplastea; Trypanosomatida; Trypanosomatidae. Bases 1 to 1161 code for a protein of 386 amino acids. The record is from RefSeq and is a predicted model, not a curated record.